Messenger RNA from Mercurialis annua (annual mercury), 2123 nucleotides. Its product is annotated as lipase-like PAD4. The record is from RefSeq and is a predicted model, not a curated record. Bases 88 to 1869 code for a protein of 593 amino acids. Gene Ontology annotation, biological process: lipid metabolic process. The transcript is spliced from 4 exons. NCBI's taxonomy places the organism in Eukaryota, Viridiplantae, Streptophyta, Magnoliopsida, Malpighiales, Euphorbiaceae.
CCCCUAAUGAAGUAGGACCCAACGGAGAGUAGAUUUGAAAAGUAUAAUUAUUAUUUUUUGCAAGAAUUAAAGAAAGAGAAGAGGAGCAUGGAGACCGAAGUUUCAGCAUUUGAGAGCAGCGAGAUGGUAUCGUGUUUGCUAGCAUCGACACCCUUGUUAACGGAGUCAUGGAGACUCUGCGAUUUGGCCUCCGCCUCUAGUUUUGUAGCUGAACUCGUCGGAAGUACUGGGUAUGCCGCCUUUUUUGCUGCCCAAUUGGAGGAGAGCUGUGCCCAUCUGGAGCCUCUGCCUCGCGGCCUUUUCUUUCCGUUGCAUCACCAAACUGAUCAGGAUGAAGCAGAGGAGCCUCUCAUGGUCCAUUCUGGCUUCUUGCGUCUUUUCCUUUCUAUCUAUUCCACUCCAACAUUUCAAAACCAGAUGUUAUCAAUCAUGCAGAAAAGCAAGUGUGUUGUUAUAACAGGCUACUCUACAGGAGCAACACUGGCUUCUCUUUGUGCUCUCUGGCUCCUCUCUUACCUCCAAUCCAUUUCUUCUACCCUCUCCGUUUUAUGCAUCACUUUUGGUUCUCCAUUGCUAGCCAAUCGCUCUCUUUCUCGGGCCAUUCUCCGCCAAAGAUGGGCUGGAAACUUUUGUCAUGUCGUAUCCAAACACGACAUCGUCCCCAGGCUACUAUUCGCUCCUCAACUACACUCCUUUCGAUCACUUGCUGCCGAUUUACCUAAUCAAACUAAAGCUGAAAUUUUGCACAUUGUAUUGGCUUCACUUGACCAACACUCGGAAACAUCUUGUUGCUUUUGGCCGUUUGGAAACUACCUUUUCUGCUCUGAAGAUGGAGGUAUAUGUAUCGAGAAUGUAACGUGUGUUAUCAAGAUGAUGCAUUUGUUGCUUUCCACCAGUUCGCCCACCUCUUGCAUACAAGAUCAUCUCAAUUAUGGAUACUAUAUCGGGAAACUCUCUUUCCAGUUCUUGAGCAAGAGAAGUUUCCAGCCUGCUGGUGUGCUUCCUGAUUCAAGCUAUGACGCAGGUGUAGCCCUUGCUUUACAGUCCUCUGGAAUAGCAUGCCAGGAGCCUGUUGCGCGACCAGCUGAAGAUUGCCUAAAAUUGGCUAGGCCAAUGGGACGUACACCGAACCUCAACUGUGCUAAUUUGGCUAUUAAACUGUCUGAAAUAACACCCUAUAGAGCAGAAAUAGAGUGGUAUAAAGCAUCUUGUGAUCUCUCUGAUGAUCAAAUGGGGUACUAUGACUCGUUCAAGCAAAGGGGAGCCUCCAAGCGGGACUACAAAGUCAACAUGAAUCGGCAUAAGCUGGCGCAGUUCUGGGACUGCGUAAUCAGGAUGUUAGAGAACAAUCAGCUCCCUCAUGAUUUUCAGAUGCGAGCAAAGUGGGUGAAUGCAGCCCAGUUCUAUAAGCUCCUGGUAGAGCCAUUAGAUAUUGCAGAGUAUUAUAGAACAGGUAUGCACCGAACCAAAGGCCAUUAUAUUGGGAAUGGAAGAGAGAAGAGGUACCGGAUUUUUGAUAGGUGGUGGAAAACAAGAGGGGUUCAAGAGGAAGAGCAGAAUAGAAGGAGCAAGUAUGCAAGUUUGACGCAAGAUACCUGUUUUUGGGCGAGCGUAGAAGAAGCUAGAGAGUGGCUAGAUAGAGUGAGAAGUGAGAAUGAUCCGACAAAUCUGGCGCUGCUAUGGGAAAGUAUUGAAAGAUUCGAGAGAUACGGUAGAGAAUUAGUGGAAAGAAAGGAGGUGUCCAAGGAUGUAGUGGCAAGGAAUUCGAGCUAUUGUGUUUGGGUGAAAGAUUAUAAUGAAUUGAAAUCACAGGUUGCGAGAUUCUGUCCUCGGUUUCCGAGUUUAAUGAACGGGGAAGUUGUUCCUUGAUUGUUCCUGCUUAUCCUACGACAACGAUUUGCAGCAGGCUCAUAAUGAAUCUCACUGUUGCUAAGCUUUUGCACCCCUCUUGGUAUAUAGUAUUAACAGGAGUCAUGUAUACAAGAUAAUUUUUGAUCUUACAUAAAGCAGAUGGAGUCCAUGAAGUAUAUAUAUAUAAACAGAAUAGUUAUUCUUUUACUUGUUGAGAGAAACAUUUAUUCCAUAAAAUUAUAAAUAAAGAAGAAAAGUAAUUCUAUAUGCAA